GAGGUGCGUCUAGGUGGAACAAAGGGCUACCAGGCGCGUUCUUCAAAAAGCCGGAUCAAACGGUCGAAUGCUUCUUCAUUAAUCAAACGCUCGUUCUUGCUACAUUUGUGCAAUCACCUGAACCACCCUGCCAUGGCCGCGAAGGACGAUUCCCUGAACCAUCUCGGCGAGCGGCUCGACUUGAUGAACCAGCUGGUCCGUCUGUCCAACCUGACCGUUGACGACCACUACAUGCUCCAGGAAUGCCACCAGAGGCUACGAAACGUCGACAAGCUUCAGGCCGAGCUACACUCUCUCAUCGGCGUCUACGAAGAACAGAGGCGCGAGAUGAGUGCCUUGCCCCCCAAAAUCGAGCAGCUUCAGAGCCUGGCCAGCUACGUGAACGUUGCCGUGGCUAAGGCCGCCGAGGCCAAGAAAUCACGAGCGCCGCUGCCGACUCCCAAGCCCGGUCAAGCCGUUCCCUUCGCCGAAGCCGCCAACAUGGGGGUCGCGUACAUCACGAACGAAGAAUUUGAGCACGUGCCGAAAUACAUGAAGGGCCGACAGACCGUCGAUUCGCUAAACCGGUGUGUCGACGUGUUUAACAAGGCCGUGGCGGCCAAGUACGAACUCCUCGCCCGCCCGAAAGCGCAGCUACGAGAAGCUCAGUGGGCGAAGGUGAACGCCUUCAGGAGGCAGGAGUCCAACGAGACGAAAAAGGUCAAGUUCGUCGUAGAGGGCGACAUCAGGUCCAAAGGCGGCCUCCUCGAUACGGCGAAAGCGGUCAACAACUUCGUCGUCAUCAUGCGGCACUGCGGCAGACUUCGCGAGAUACGCGGGCAGGGCUUCGUGCGAUUCGCCGUGAUGUGAGGGGCGUGCUAACACCCCUUUCGUUCAUCGCCCUAGUCUUCUUUACGACUUUGUUUUGCAACAUAUUUUAAACUAGACGGAUUUUGCGACGACUGUACACCGACCCAAUGUGUAUAAAAGUUUUACAGAUGGCUGUGAA
Molecule: messenger RNA, 988 nt
Organism: Ixodes scapularis (black-legged tick)
Lineage: Eukaryota; Metazoa; Arthropoda; Arachnida; Ixodida; Ixodidae
Product: spindle and kinetochore-associated protein 1-like
Exons: 1
Coding region: 133-849 (238 amino acids)
Biological process (GO): cell division; chromosome segregation; mitotic cell cycle
Cellular component (GO): outer kinetochore; spindle microtubule; mitotic spindle
Molecular function (GO): microtubule binding
Source: RefSeq, a predicted model, not a curated record